AUGUUACACCACCACUGCCGGAGGAACCCUGAGCUACAGGAAGAGUUGCAGAUCCAGGCUGCAGUUGCUGCUGGCGAUGUUCACACCGUGCGCAAGAUGCUGGAGCAAGGAUAUUCUCCAAACGGUCGAGAUGCCAAUGGCUGGACCUUGCUUCAUUUCUCUGCAGCAAGAGGGAAAGAGAGAUGUGUCCGUGUUUUUCUUGAACAUGGAGCUGAUCCCACAGUUAAGGACUUAAUUGGAGGCUUCACUGCUCUGCAUUAUGCAGCCAUGCACGGGCGAGCGAGGAUUGCACGCUUGAUGCUGGAGUCAGAGUACAGAAGUGACAUUAUUAACGCCAAAAGCAAUGAUGGUUGGACUCCCCUGCACGUAGCAGCCCACUAUGGCAGGGACUCGUUUGUCAGGCUCCUGUUGGAGUUCAAGGCUGAGGUUGAUCCGCUCAGUGAUAAAGGUACUACACCGCUUCAGCUGGCCAUUAUCCGGGAGAGAUCAAGCUGUGUGAAAAUCCUGCUGGACCACAAUGCCAACAUCGACAUUCAGAAUGGGUUCCUGUUACGAUAUGCUGUGAUCAAAAGCAAUCACUCCUACUGCAGAAUGUUCCUCCAGAGAGGGGCUGACACAAACUUGGGGCGCUUGGAAGAUGGACAGACACCCUUACACUUGUCUGCUCUUAGAGAUGACGUGCUUUGUGCACAAAUGUUGUAUAAUUAUGGAGCAGACACUAACACAAGGAACUAUGAAGGACAGACCCCACUGGCUGUUUCAAUAAGUAUUUCUGGAAGUAGCCGACCCUGUCUGGAUUUCUUACAAGAAGUGACAAGGCAGCCCAGAAACUUGCAAGAUCUAUGCCGAAUUAAAAUCCGUCAGUGUAUAGGCCUUCAAAAUCUAAAACUACUUGAUGAACUACCCAUUGCCAAGGUCAUGAAAGACUACUUAAAACACAAAUUUGAUGAUAUCUGA
Molecule: messenger RNA, 957 nt
Organism: Indicator indicator
Lineage: Eukaryota; Metazoa; Chordata; Aves; Piciformes; Indicatoridae
Gene: ASB7
Product: ankyrin repeat and SOCS box containing 7
Exons: 3
Coding region: 1-957 (318 amino acids)
Biological process (GO): intracellular signal transduction
Molecular function (GO): protein binding
Source: RefSeq, a predicted model, not a curated record